Ostrea edulis (European flat oyster) is the source of this 1778-nucleotide messenger RNA. RefSeq names its product putative nuclease HARBI1. The record is from RefSeq and is a predicted model, not a curated record. Bases 479 to 1513 code for a protein of 344 amino acids. The transcript has 5 exons. NCBI's taxonomy places the organism in Eukaryota, Metazoa, Mollusca, Bivalvia, Ostreida, Ostreidae.
UAAAAUUGGUCAUUCAUUAUUUGAAUAAAUGACAAAAAGGCAAAUGCAACAUAUAUACAAAAUAUAAACAUGUAGAACAAAAUUGCUCCAAAUGUAAAAAGUUACUAAAUAAAGAAGAUCAACAUGUAUAUACAUAAAGACUUCCGCCAUUGGUAAAGAAUACCAUUGUCCUAUUUUUUGGCAUACUAAAGAGACUAGACAUGAAUGAAUGCAAUGCCCACAAAAUCUGCAAAAACUGGGGCGUUCAUCAGACUACCUUGUUACGGUGGCCCCGGGGCCAUAAAACUUAGCUAGCUCACUUUUGAGACCAAAAUCUGAGACCGUCUCAGAUUUCGGUCUCAGUCUCAAGUUUGGUGUGCCAUAAAAAAUUCUCGUCUCAGUCUCAAUCUCAUAUUUCUAGUUUGAUCUCACUUAUGAGCUCAGAAAGUUAGAUCGCUGGAAAGGUGUCUCAACUCCGUGUUUUUUUCUCACUUUCAAUAUGGCUUCCGCAGCUGCCCGAUUGAAUCGGUAUAACAUCAUCCGUAGGAGAAGAAGAGCGCCCCGGCCCCGGAUUUUUCAAGAUAGAUCCAAUCCCCUAGAGGAUUUGGAAGGUGAUGAAGUUUUCAUUCGGUUCCGGUUUCGUCCAGAUACAAUUCUGUGGAUUGUUGGCUUAGUAUUUGAUGAUUUACAGAGACAGACCCAUCGAAAUUGUUCCCUACCCCCUUUGCUACAAGUCCUCGCCGCCCUGAGAUUUCUCGCCACUGGCUCGUUUUACAACAUUGUCGGAGAGUCUCUUGGGAUUUCAAAGUCAGCGACAGGGAGAGCUGCUCGGAUGAUAUGCCGUUUGUUAUCAUCCAUGGCUGCGCGCUUUAUCAAUUUCCCAGCCAACUUGGAUUCGUACAAACGUACUUUUUUUGAGAUUGCAGGGUUUCCGAACGUUGUUGGCUGCGUGGAUGGCACUCAGAUCAAGAUCAAAGCACCAAGUGAAAACGAGGGAGAUUUCAUCAACAGGAAAGGAUUCCAUUCACUUAAUAUUCAGAUGGUAUGUGGACCCAAUUUCAAUAUCACCAAUGUUGUGGCCAAGUGGCCAGGGUCAGUUCAUGACUCUAGGAUGUUUAAGGAGUCUCUAUUAUGCAGAGAAUUUGAAAAUGGGCAUAUACAAGGCAUACUGUUGGGGGAUUCAGGAUAUGCUCUCAAGAAGUACCUCAUGACGCCAUAUUUGAAUCCCUCAGAUGUCCACCAGGAGAGGUAUAAUGGUGCACAUUGCAGAACUAGGGUUCUCAUUGAGCAAACCUUUGGCAUAUUGAAAAGAAGGUUUGCUGGUUUGCAUACAGAGCUGCGACUUUCCCCAGAAAGGGCCUGUAAUGCCAUUGUAACUUGCUGUGUGUUGCACAACAUUGGAAUUGUCAGGGGUGAUAUCCUACAGUUUAGAGGGAAUGAUUGUCCCCAGAAUCCCACAGACUACGCUGAGAGAAAUGUUAGAGUUCUUGAUGGUAAAGCAGUACGGGACCAUAUUGCAAGAAAUUACUUCUAGAGGGUGUGUUCAUCUCUACAGGUCGGGGACAACACCCUGAGGCAUUGGAAGUGGAUGGUCCUGACUGCUCUACAUUCAUUGACGGUCCUUCCUUCUCUGCAGUUCCCGUUUCCUCUACAAUUAUUGCAGACAUUCUACCAUUAAUUCUCUAAAACCAAGUUUGGAGACAUAUUAUUUUUUUAGCCCACUUGACCUGAAAGUUCCAGUGAGCUUUGUUGUCUGUCUGCUCGUAAACUUUUCGACAAUUAAAUUUGAGGCUCUCAUA